UCGACGGCACAGGGUCACGUGACAUUGCAGGCCUCGAUCCCGCACUCGCCAUGUGACUUACUGUAAGGAGGACUGGAGUGUGGAGACAUGGCUGCCGUGCAGGGUAUAAUAUCUGAAGAUCUAUCAGCGGUUACGGCGUUGCUUAGUACAAUACAACAACAGGUAACAGCGGUCACAGCACAUGUACAGAACCUAACUGAGAAGAUCCGCAAUGGGGUCUACCCAACAGAAAAGGGUCUUAGCUUCCUAGAGCUGAAGGAUCAGCUGCUCUUGCUGUAUAUGCAGGAUCUUGCCCACAUCAUCUUAGAAAAAGUUUCUGGGAAGUCAUUGACGGAAAAUCCAGCCAUCAUGAGACUGGUUGAGAACCGCACAGUUUUGGAAAAAAUGCGUCCGAUUGAGCAAAAGCUUAAAUAUCAAAUAGAGAAGCUGGUAAGAGCUGCUGUGACUGGAAGUCUUGCUGAGAAUGAUCCACUGCGUUUCAGACCCAAUCCUCAGAACUUAUUGAGUAAGUUGGAGGAGUCUGACAAGGAGGAUUCAGGUAGUGACAAAGAUGAGAGUGGUGUAGGAAAGAAGUCUCGCGGCAACACCAGGAAAUACAUACCUCCUAAGCUUGCACCAGUACACUAUGAUGACACAGAAGAAGAGAAAGAACGCAGAAUUUUAGAGCGAGCUAAGAAGCGAGCUUUGAGCAGCUCGGUCAUCCGUGAGUUAAAAGAACAGUAUACAGAUGCUCCUGAAGAAAUCCGAGAAGGAAGAGCUUAUCACAUGAUGCAGCAUCAGAGAGAAGAUGAUCAUCGGGUAAAAUAUGAAGAGUCUAUGAUGGUGCGAUUAAAUUUAACUCGAAAGGAAAAGGCUCGUAAGAAGAGAGCUCUUGCCAUGACAUCACAACUCAAUUCGCUCACGCACUUCACAGAUAUUAGUGCUCUAACAGGAGGAGAAGCGAGAACAGAGGACUUCAUGCCUUCUGCCAAGAAGUUGAAGAGAGGCUCUAAAAAAGGGAAAAAGAAGAAAGGCUUUAGAAAGCGCCACUGAGGAGCAACCACCAGGCAGCCAUAACGUUCUAUGAGUGUACUGUGCCAACAGUUUCAAAGUAAUACUGUUUUGCUAUCGGGAAUAUUUACGAUAAAUAACUGGGGUCUUAUGUAUCCAUGGGUUCGUUUUUGGUUGCACUGGAAAAUGUGGAGGAUUUAGUGCACAAAAUUACUUUAAUUUACAUGAGGAUUUGAACAAUUUAUCCUGAGCAAUGAUUUUUUUAUUUUAUGCAAUAAACAUGUUUAAAAUACA
This is a messenger RNA of Bufo gargarizans (Asiatic toad), 1284 nucleotides long. RefSeq names its product neuroguidin (gene NGDN). The transcript has 10 exons. Lineage: Eukaryota; Metazoa; Chordata; Amphibia; Anura; Bufonidae. Gene Ontology annotation, cellular component: nucleolus; small-subunit processome. The record is from RefSeq and is a predicted model, not a curated record. Gene Ontology annotation, biological process: maturation of SSU-rRNA from tricistronic rRNA transcript (SSU-rRNA, 5.8S rRNA, LSU-rRNA). The coding region runs from base 88 to 1032 and encodes 314 amino acids.